AUGCGCCGCACCCCACAGUCGAGAGCGAGCACCGCUCUGAUUUUGUUGACCUGGUUUGGCGGCGAGGUGGUGUCAGAGAGCGAGUACCGCUCUGAUUUUGUGGACCUGGUUCACGUUGGCGACGAGGUGGUGGCAGAGGGCGACUACCGCUCUGGUUUUGUGGACCUGGUUCACGUUGGUGGCGAGGUGGUGGCAGAAUGCGAGUACCGCUCUGAUUUUGUCGACCUGGUGUACGCCGGCGGCGCUGUGGACAGUGAUGAUGAUGGAUGGUGUGGAUGGAAUGAUUCUGUCGACAUGGUUCACGCUGGUGGCAGUGUCUGCGGUGAUGUUUUCCCCGCUGCUGCGGAGGAGACAAUGGCCGGAGCCCCCGCGGCGGCGGCAGGAGCGGCAGCAUCGGCAGCAACUCCAGCGGCGACGACGGCGACCUCUGGCGGCAGUGUUCCCCCCGCGGCGGCGGCGGCGGGGGUGGCCGGAGUCCCCGCGGUGGCAGCAGGAGCAGCAGCAUCGGCAGCAGCUCCAUCGGCGACGGCGGCUACCUCUGGCGGUAGUUUUUCCCUCGCAGCGACGGCGGCGGGGGGAAUUGCCGGGGUCCCUGCAGCGGCGGCAGGAGCGGCGGCAUCGGCAGCAUCUCCAGAGGCGACGGCGGCGACCUACGGCGGCGGUAGUGUUUCCCUCGCAGCGACGGCGGAGGAGGCGCCCGGAGGGCUCGCAGCGGCAGCUGGAGCAGCGGCAUCGGCGGCGGUUCCAGCGGCGACGGCGGCGGUACCCGUCGACACGGUUAUCUCCGCGACGGUGGCGGGGGGAACGACCGGAGCGCCCGCGUUGGUGGUUGGAGCGUCGGCAUCGACGGCGGUUCCAGCGNAGGAGGCGCCCGGAGGGCUCGCAGCGGCAGCUGGAGCAGCGGCAUCGGCGGCGGUUCCAGCGGCGACGGCGGCGGUACCCGUCGACACGGUUAUCUCCGCGACGGUGGCGGGGGGAACGACCGGAGCGCCCGCGUUGGUGGUUGGAGCGUCGGCAUCGACGGCGGUUCCAGCGGCAACGGCGGCGGCACCCGACGGGGUUGUUUCUCCCGCUGCGGCGGCGGGGAGAAUGGCUCGAGAGCCCGCGCAGGUGGCUAGCGGUGGCAUCGGCGGCUGGAGUGGCGACAUCGGUGACGGCACCCCCCGGGACCGCGGCUACGGUACCGACCGCUACGAUGGCGACCGUCGGUGGCUAGCGGUGGCAUCGGCGGCUGGAGUGGCGACAUCGGUGACGGCACCCCCCGGGACCGCGGCUACGGUACCGACCGCUACGAUGGCGACCGUCGGUGACGUUACCCCCACCAUAUCGGUUGGGGGGGCGGCCAGCAACGGAGAAGCGGUGGUCAACGGCAUCGACGACGGCAGCGAUGAUGGCGGUUGGUGCGCAGGUGAGGUUGGUGACUGCUGGGAUGACAGCGUCUGUAGCGAGAGGGGGGCGUCCACGCACCCUUUCGAUCCCGGCACCGUGUGUUCGGGGGUGCGCGGCGCCAACGAUCCCGGGGUGGACGACCUGGUCGGUGGCUCCGACAGCAGCAGCGGCAGCGGCACGAGCGGCACCAGCACCAGCAGCGGCAGCAGUAGCAAUGACAAGGCAGAGGUGAUGGAUGUGGCCUGGUUUUGGGCACUGCUGCGCCCCUUAGACCCGGGGAAGCUGUACCGGCUGAAGGCUGGGAGCGUGGGGCCGGUGAUGGGGGUGAACACCCCGUUCGACCCUGGAAAGAUGUCGCGGGGGCAACGGCUGGGGCGCCCGUGUUCGCGACCGGAGCAGCGGCAGGAGGACCGUGAAGCGGAGAAGGGAGUUCCGAGGAUCGGGCGAGUCCAACAAUGA
Molecule: messenger RNA, 1848 nt
Organism: Ectocarpus sp. CCAP 1310/34
Lineage: Eukaryota; Phaeophyceae; Ectocarpales; Ectocarpaceae
Source: the annotation of a GenBank genome assembly